This is a messenger RNA of Rhinopithecus roxellana (golden snub-nosed monkey), 4431 nucleotides long. RefSeq names its product cell division cycle protein 27 homolog. NCBI's taxonomy places the organism in Eukaryota, Metazoa, Chordata, Mammalia, Primates, Cercopithecidae. The record is from RefSeq and is a predicted model, not a curated record. Gene Ontology annotation, biological process: cell division. Gene Ontology annotation, molecular function: protein binding.
UUGCACAAACACAAAGUUCUGGUCCACAAACAAGUACAACACCUCAGGUAUUGAGCCCCACUAUUGCAUCUCCCCCAAACGCACUGCCUCGAAGAAGUUCACGACUCUUUACUAGUGACAGCUCCACAACCAAGGAGAAUAGCAAAAAAUUAAAAAUGAAGUUUCCACCUAAAAUCCCAAACAGAAAAACAAAAAGUAAAACCAACAAAGGAGGAAUAACUCAACCUAACAUAAAUGAUAGCCUGGAAAUUACAAAAUUGGACUCUUCCAUCAUUUCAGAAGGGAAAAUAUCCACAAUCACACCUCAGAUUCAGGCUUUUAAUCUACAAAAAGCAGCAGCAGGUUUGAUGAGCCUUCUUCGUGAAAUGGGGAAAGGUUAUUUAGCUUUGUGUUCAUACAACUGCAAAGAAGCUAUAAAUAUUUUGAGCCAUCUACCUUCUCACCACUACAGUACUGGUUGGGUACUGUGCCAGAUUGGAAGGGCCUAUUCUGAACUUUCAGAGUACAUGCAAGCUGAAAGAAUAUUCUCAGAGGUUAGAAGGAUUGAGAAUUACAGAGUUGAAGGCAUGGAAAUCUACUCUACAACACUUUGGCAUCUUCAAAAAGAUGUUGUUCUUUCAGUUCUGUCAAAAGACUUAACAGACAUGGAUAAAAAUUCGCCAGAGGCCUGGUGUGCUGCAGGGAACUGUUUCAGUCUGCAACGGGAACAUGAUAUUGCAAUUAAAUUCUUCCAGAGAGCUAUCCAAGUUGAUCCAAAUUAUGCUUAUGCCUAUACUCUGUUAGGGCAUGAGUUUGUCUUAACUGAAGAAUUGGACAAAGCAUUAGCUUGUUUUCGAAAUGCUAUCAGAGUUAAUCCUAGACAUUAUAAUGCAUGGUAUGGUUUAGGAAUGAUUUAUUACAAGCAAGAAAAAUUCAGCCUUGCAGAAAUGCAUCUCCAAAAAGCACUUGAUAUCAACCCUCAAAGUUCAGUUUGCCACAUUGGAGUAGUUCAACAUGCACUGAAAAAAUCAGAGAAGGCUUUGGAUACCCUAAACAAAGCCAUUGUCAUUGACCCCAAGAACCCUCUAUGCAAAUUUCACAGAGCCUCAGUUUUAUUUGCAAAUGAAAAAUAUAAGUCUGCUUUACAAGAACUUGAAGAAUUGAAACAAAUUGUUCCCAAAGAAUCCCUCGUUUACUUCUUAAUAGGAAAGGUUUACAAGAAGUUAGGUCAAACGCACCUCGCCCUGAUGAAUUUCUCUUGGGCUAUGGAUUUAGAUCCUAACGGAGCCAAUAACCAGAUUAAAGAGGCAAUUGAUAAGCGCUAUCUUCCAAAUGAUGAGGAGCCAAUAACCCAAGAAGAACAGAUCAUGGGAACAGAUGAAUCCCAGGAGAGCAGCAUGACAGAUGCGGAUGACACACAACUUCAUGCAGCUGAAAGUGAUGAAUUUUAACUUCUGGAAAUCGGACUUUUACAACUGGAUGUGUAACUAGUGCUGACAUGUUUCUUGUCCCUCCAUAUACUGAGUCUUUACUCUUGAGCCGGCGAUGUCAUCAUCCAUCACUUAUACCAUGAGUGUGCCACUUUCAUUGGACCCUGACUGUAUACGGAAUGAAAGGCAGUGCAAUAUUUAGCUGCUCACAAGACUGGCUCUUUUACCAGUAUGAAUGACAAUUUAUGGGGGGUAGGGUGGGGAACUUUCUUUUCUGUUUUUCUUUAAUCUCCCUUUGUUGGAAAGUAUCAUGAAAGGAAGAGUUAUGUUUUAUCUUGAAGGAACCAUUAGAUAUGGAAAAUAGUGAUGAACCAGAAUUUCUUGGUUGCUUUCUCAAAAAUGUGUUUUUAUUUGGUUCUGUUCCUGAUAAACAGAGUAACUGACCUUCAUUUCUAGGUUCUUCAAGAAUGGUGUUUGCAAGUGCCAGAUGGAACAAUAAAAGACGUUGCCUAUAACAGUAACUUGAUUGCCAAGGAAUGUAAAUUACCUUCAACUUGCAGUGUCUCCCAUAAACAAAUGUAAUGGGCAUAUUGGGACUCGUAUGUAGGAAUCAAAUAUCCCUCCAUACAGUGUACACUUAUUCUUGGCAAGAAUGCUUUAAUGUCUAACCAAGAAUUUUAAUUUAUUCAUCUUGCUUCAAAGUGUUGAUCAUUGUUGUCUUGGUAUUGCAAACUUUAAAAUUGGUUAUACCAUAUUGCCUCUUCUCUUUGAGCUCUGUGGGAUCACCUUUAACAUUCAGAGAUGAUAGAGUGGUUCCCCACUGAGAAGCCAAAACAAGGCCCUUAAUAAUCCCUUAAGUUCACCAUAUCAAUCAGAAUGAGAACACUAAAGUGGACAGACUUUAAGAGAUCAUGAUAGUGAAAGCCUUAAUAUAAUCAGAAUUGUACCAUAACCUUGAAUCUAUAUUUGUUCAAAACAUUAUCCCUUUGACUUUUCUAAGUGUUUGCUUAAGCAGAGUAUAAGAAUGUGCGGUUACCUUUGGUUGAGAUCCUUUCCAUUCUUUUUGACUCUCUGCUUCAGAUUUUUUCAGUAGUGUGAGUCACCAAAACAUUUACUAAGAAUUGGGUUUAGGAUAUUGGAAAUUUUUAGCUUAGGGGAAGAAACAUUCUUAAGAAGGAAAUAGGUUCUCUUCUGAGUUUGUCAUAAUAUCGGUUGGUGUCUUUGGGAAAUGACCACAAUUUUAAGAAUUUAAUUAUGCAUAUAAAUUGAUAAUUAUUGGAAUUCCACCGUAACAGAUUUAAACAGUCUUAAAUUGUUUAUCUCCUUUAUUGUAAUGUAUUGAAAUAUUAGAGAAACUUUAGUUGUUAACAUUUUAUUAAGUGCCAAUGUCAGAAUAUAACAAAUUAUAGUUUCUUUUGAAUGACAGGCCUACAGUUAUUAUUUUGGAUUAUUUGAUGAAGGACAAACUUACCUGUAUUUGUUAGUCAAGCUGUGAAAAUAAGGUGGAUUACAAAAGAUGUGAAAAAAAUUGUAGCCUGUAGACUCAGUAAUUUUCUAUAAUUUACUGUUAAUCUCAUUUGAAUAUGGAUUAGGUACAAUUAUAAAUUAAUUCAAGUCAGGGUCUUUAGGUAUCAGGUGCCAGAGAGAUAUUUAACAGAUUUCCCUACCUUAAUUUAUGUAUACUGUCUAAAAAAAUACUAAAUAUGUAUUACUGUCUAAAAAAAUACUUUUUAAAAAAAAGGAACAGUUGGGAGAAAAUAAAUAUAAUGAAAAAUUCCCAGAGGCUAGCACUUGGAUUCUAACGCGUAUGCUAUUGUAUUAUCCAUUAGUUCUGUAAUAUUUAAUUUUAGAUUCUUUUAUAUUUUUAAUUGGCAAAGCACAAGGUGCUGUGUAACAGUGUCAUUUAGAGUUUUAUAGAAAGCUUCAACCUGAGUUCUGCGUUUUAAAGCCUGGAGAAAGCUAAGCUUAGAACAUAAUUUGCUGAAGUAUAAUUAUCUUUUUGUAGUAGGAAUUUAUGUCCUGUGCCACAAGUGAGAGUCUUUCUGGUACUGAUUUUUUGAGACCAAGGAUAAAAGGAUCGUUUUGUAAGACACGCCAUGGCAAUCAAUGGCUGGCUGGGGGACAGUUUCCGCCCAAGCUUGGCCUAUUUUAUUUUUCCUCAUACCUACUUUUAAAAUUAUUAGGUAUCUGAAGCCUUAUUUCCCACCUAGUAACACUUUCUGGCUUUUGCGGUUUCUUUUUUUUGUUUUGUUUUUUGCAUGGAAUGGGGAUCAAACAACCAGAAGAAGAACACAUUUUGAUCAAGCAAAAUGUUUGUUUCAAACAUCAGAAGUUUAUUUUACAGAAAUUAAAUUAAGUAGUUUGACAUCCUUUUCUCUGUUUCACACACAUAUUAGGUUGGUGCAUAAGUAAUUGUGGUUUUUGCCAUGACUUUUAUGGCAAAACCUGCAGUUACUUUUGUACCAACCUAAUACAUAUAUAUGUGCACACACUUGCUCAGAAGCUAUGUUGUGGCCUUGGAUUUGUUUUUCCCCUUGGAAAUGGUUCUUAACUCUGGGAUUUUAGAAGGUUAGAAUAUUUUUUCAAGAGAACAGUGGUACUCAAAAUAAUGAAAGGUGGUCCCUACAUUUUCUGUAUUCAUCACUUAAAUUUUUUUAUUUUUCCAAGAACUACAAGUAACAUUUGAACCAUGCUGCUGUUGUACCUUAAACAAAAACUCAGUGAUAACCAGUAUUUAGUCUAUUAAAAAUGCUCUUUUUGAAGAAAACAGUUUGGAAGUCUCUGAUUAGCCAGAGUAUAGUAUGAGUCUUCACUGAGAAAUACGGUGACCCAUUUUCUUUGUGAAAACCUGGGAAAAUGCAAGUGUGGGUGUGAAGUGUGUGUUCUGUUUGCAUUGAAACAAUGUAAUUUUGUGUCUUCUUUUUGCUUUAACUGACUUAUUUCAGAAAUUGUACAGUCUUGAGGGGGAAAGUCUUUUCUGUUAAUAUAUUUGCAAUUCAUUAAAGGAUAUGGAAAAUCCAAA